CUCGCCGCAGUUCGGGGGCAGUUCGGGGGAGCGGCGGCGGCGGCGGCAGACCAUGAAGGCGAAGUGGCUGUUCUGUGUGACGUUGCUGGUGCUUGGGGCGACUCUGACUCGGGCCCACGACGGGGACGAAGACCAUGAUGAUGAUGUAAUGGAUGUGGAGGAUGACCUGGAUGGGGGCAGUGACGAAGGAGAAGACACCAAGCCUGAGGCCAGCUCACCUCCUCCGUCCCCAAAGGUUACCUACAAAGCUCCAGUUCCAACAGGGGAGGUUUUCUUUGCCGAUGCCUUUGACAGAGGAACUUUAGCAGGAUGGGUCCUCUCCAAAGCUAAGAAAGAUGAUACCGACGAUGAGAUCGCCAAAUAUGACGGGAAAUGGGAGGUGGAAGAAAUGAAGGAGAGCAAGCUUCCAGGAGAUAAAGGACUCGUGCUGUUGUCGCGGGCCAAACAUCAUGCCAUUUCUGCCAAGCUGUCCAAACCCUUUGUAUUUGACACCAAACCCCUCAUCGUUCAGUACGAGGUGAAUUUCCAAAGCGGAAUAGAAUGUGGUGGGGCCUACGUGAAACUGCUUUCCAUUACUCCGGAACUAAACCUGGACCAGUUCCAUGACAAAACUCCGUAUACCAUCAUGUUUGGCCCAGAUAAGUGUGGCGAGGACUAUAAACUGCACUUCAUUUUCCGCCAUAAGAACCCAAAAACCGGAGUAUAUGAGGAGAAGCAUUCUAAGCGUCCAGAUGCAGAUCUGAAGACCUACUUCACUGAUAAGAAGACUCAUCUGUAUACUCUGGUCUUGAAUCCAGACAACAGCUUUGAGAUCUUGGUGGACCAGACGGUUGUGAACAGCGGGAAUCUGCUGAACGACAUGACCCCGGCUGUGAACCCCCCGCGGGAAAUUGAGGACCCCGACGACCAGAAGCCGGAGGACUGGGACGAGAGACCCAAGAUCCCGGACCCGGAUGCCGUCAAACCGGAAGACUGGGACGAGGACGCCCCGGCUAAGAUUCCGGACGAGGAAGCCACGAAACCAGAAGGCUGGCUAGAUGACGAGCCGGAGUACGUUGCUGAUCCGGAUGCCGAGAAACCGGAAGACUGGGACGAAGAUAUGGAUGGAGAGUGGGAGGCUCCUCAGAUUGCCAACCCCAAAUGUGAGUCGUCCCCCGGCUGUGGCGUCUGGCAACGGCCAAUGAUCGACAAUCCCAAUUACAAGGGCAAAUGGAAGUCUCCUAUGAUUGACAACCCCAACUAUCAGGGAAUCUGGAAGCCCAGGAAGAUCCAAAACCCAGACUUCUUCGAAGACCUGGAGCCAUUCCGCAUGACCCCUUUCAGCGCCGUGGGGCUUGAGCUGUGGUCCAUGACAUCGGACAUCUUCUUUGACAACUUUAUCAUUUGCGCGGACCGAGCAGUGGCCGACGACUGGGCCAAUGAUGGAUGGGGGCUGAAGAAAGCCGCCGACGGGGCUGCCGAGCCCGGCAUGGUGGGACAGAUGGUGGCGGCAGCUGAAGAGCGUCCCUGGCUGUGGGUGGUCUACGUUCUGACCGUGGCCCUGCCGGUGUUCCUGGUGGUGCUCUUCUGCUGCUCCGGAAAGAAACAGCCCAGUGCCGCUGAGUACAAGAAGACCGAUGCCCCUCAACCAGAUGUGAGUGGGGAAGACAAGGAAGAGGAAAAGGAGAAGGGCAGCAAAGAGGAAGAAGCGGAGGAUGAAGAGAAGCUUGGAGAGAAGCAGAAAAGUGAUGCCGAAGAAGAGGUAGGCAAUGCCAGUCAAGAGGAAGAAGAAGAAGAAGAAGGUAGUCGAAAAACUAAGGCAGAGCCCCAGGAAGAUGAGAUUUUGAACAGAUCCCCCAGAAACAGAAAGCCGCGAAGAGAUUGAAACAAACCUUUGAGAACUUGAUCUGUGAGAUUCCAUUUUUCUCUUUUCUGGCUGGGGCCCCGGCGGAAGGCCCAGGACGGGCUUUCACUGAAACUCGGACAAACCUCAAGGCUUCAUCAUCAACAGGUUCCAGUCAAACACUAUUCAAUGUAAUUUUGAGCAUCUAGUAGUAAAUAUUUGCAAUUGUGUUAAAAAGAACAUCAUUCCUGUAGGAAGAAAGCGUUUAAUGUAAUGGUUUGUAGAUUCUUUUUUUUUUCUUUUUGAAAUGUAACAUGAUGCAACUAACCCACAUUUUUUGAUUUAAAACGCUCACUUUUGUGUUUGGUUGUUUUUUAGUAGAAUGGUAGAAUUCCAAUCUUCGUGAUCUUGACCUAAUUUAAUGUAUUAAUCUGUCCAUGGAAAAUAAUGGCAACAUUUAGAUGAUGAUGAUGAGAUGCAGUCUUUUAUAACUUAGAUUUUUUUUUUUAUAAACUUCAAAAUUCCAAAACAUUGAAGUGUCUCUGUGUCCCUUAAAAAUCCGAUGAUUAGGAUAAAGUUAAGCCACCCACGUGGUUACAUUAAUCACUCCCCUCCCCUCUCCUUUAAGAAACCUUGAUUCUAGGGAGCGGGGAAGGGUUCAAAUCCAUAUAAAGAUGGUUUUGACUAAGCUAUAUGAAAUCAGGCUUGCUAAGAGUGGGAGGAGCAGAGUAAGGCCGCAAAAUCUGUAUUUCACCCUUGAUCACUGCUAGGCGGAAAGGCAUGAUCUGGGCUUGGGAGAUGCUGACCCCACUUGCUGUGUGGAUGGAUUUCUGGUCUCCAGCCUUCUUGGGUGGUUUCUUGUAGUUCUUAAACUGUUCAACAGGGCUGGCUGUGUGUAUGUGAUUGGAUGUGUGUAUGUGAUGGGUUUUUUUUUUUUUGUAUUUGUGUGUGGUUUUUUUUUUAAACUACUUCCCCUUCUACUGUGUUGAUAUUGUGCACUCCCUCACACACACCCCACCCCCCACCUCUAGCUUUCUCUGCUGCUAUGCAGCUUCUUCAGAGUGCAGCUUGCCCUCCAUUGUUGAAAAGGAUUAUUUGCUCAGCACAGUGUUAAAUUUUAAUGUGAUCACAUGUAUGUGCAUGUUUUUCUGUAUACAUGCACAUGCAUGUGUGUACACACACACACACACACACACACACACACACACACACACACACUCUAAAAGCUUGGGGCCCCUCCCACUCCCAACUCACUCCCCACAAACCUGCUUUCAAGAUCCAAGCCCAGGGUAGAACAGUCUCAUAAUUUUAUCAUUACCCUCCAUGUAAAUGCAAACCCAGAGGCUGAAGAGGUGAUCAGAUCACAGACCAGCUGUCGAUGCAGAUUGCAGUAUUUAUAUGUGUGUGUGUGUGUGUGUGUGUGUGUGUGUGUGUGUGUGUGUGUGUGUGUUUUGGGGAGGGGAGGGGCGGGUAGGGGCCUACCUGGUUUGUGUAACUAUUAAGCCUGUCAAGGCUUUCAUCCGUUCUUCAUAUAACAAUGACAUCUUCAAUUCAACUGAAUGUAGGGGGUUCCAGUUCUUCAAACAAAAUAAAUUUUUUAAAGUGUUGCUUAUAGAAUACAUUGCUGGUCUUAGGUGGUCUUGGUUUUUUUUCGGAAUGCCGAUGUAUGCUACCAGAGCAUAUUCUAGGGGGAAGCGCUUUGAAAUACUUUCAGUACACUGUAUUGAAAUGUGUGGGGGAAUUAGAUGUUAAUAUUUUUAGCUCUAUUUUUUUUGUUUGUUUGUUUAGCAUAGCUUUAUAUGUACUGAUUUACCGUGUCCUUGCACUGAAUAUAUAAACACUCCACAGUGUUCUUGUAUUUUGGGCGCAGGGAGGCGUGGGAGAGACGAGUCAUGGGAGAAAAUGCAAUGUCAUUCUAUUUUGCAAACUAUUCUACCUUUUUGACUGGUACACGUUAAAUAAAACACCAAAAGGGAAUACUUUUUGCUUCCUCUUUUUAAUGCUGCACCCUUUCACGUGUUGCUUUGCUAGGUUAAAGUGACCAUAGCCGUGUAGCAGAUUUUCUCAAACGAACCGCAGUGCAGGUCGACCUUUAUUGAGCAAGAGCUUGAAAAGAUGUUUACAGGUUUCUGUGUGAAGCAGAAGUUUGGGGUCCCUGGACCUCUAGAAAUCAGCGAACUUAACGCCACCCGCUCCGAAUCAUUCAGUGUACCUCACCUCUCUGCGUAUGCAGUGCCCAAGCGAGGAACACUGUUUAAAGUUGCCUGACAUUUUUGAGCUACUGCUGUCUUUAAAUCAUGUUGGAUCCCAAGCCAAAAAAAAAAAAAAAAUGCUACUUUGAUGCAGGAGUGAGAAGCGGCAGCUGCGCUUCCUGAUUCUCCUGUGACCUUCCUCUUUCUUUUUAAGCUUCGGUGUCUGACUUAAAUGAGUGGCAGUGGCUUCCCCAACCUCCCCAGUGGCCGAAUCACAACCCGUUGGCCCACUGAUGGUUAAGUCUCUGCCACAGACGCCCUCCCUUAAGAUGCUCCUCUGGUUUUCUCCACCCACCCCCAAAGAAAGUAUCGUGGUUGCUCAUUUUUCAACUUGCCAGAAAGGGUAUUAUGUUAAAACUCUUACUUUGUGUCAGUGCUUUCUGUGUGUGUGUUUUUGCUUUUGUUUUAACUGGGUUUUCAUGAGAGGGAUGUGAGUAUCUACACUUUGGUUCAUCAUUUUGAGUUUAAGAUGGACGAGGAGUUUGCAUCUUCAGUGGGCAGCGGGUAUUUCAUACCUUGAUUUAUUUUGGGGGGUGGGAUGGGAGGGGGUCAGAUAAAGCAGUUGCCAUGCUGGGCUUUGGUACCCAAAGGGUUAUUAGAUCUAUUUUAUGGAAACAGAACCCACUAGGAUUAGCUGUGUCUUGUUAAGAUCUCAAUGUACCUAACUGUCCAAUUUUUCCACUCCACGUGGUUUAAUGUAAUUGCUGCCUACAUGGAGUGAUUCUUUUGUUCCUUGUCCAGAGAGAACACUGUGUUGUUUUUUUUAAAAGUUCUGAGAUAACACCAAAUGUUCCACCAUUAUUGGGUUUUUUUUCCCCUUUUAGGGGCUACUGAUUAUUAGUCAUUCUUCAGUCCCAAACCCCAUCUUUUACGUCAUCAUGAAUUGGUUUUGGACAGCAGCAAAAUGCCAGGAGUAUUUAUAAAAACUAUGCCAAAAGCAAAAUCACGUCUAUGAACUAUGAAGUUUUGUGUUGCUUACUGAAGGGAGAUGCUUACAAAUGUAGCAGAAUAACUUCUUGCUGGAAUAUACUUUUCUCUCUCCUUUUGUUUUUUAAGGAAAAGCAUUUUUAGGAAUUAAGGGUUAGACUGCCCAGAUGCUGUUGAAGACUGCUGAAUCUUAUAGUGUCACAGAGGAAUAAAUAAUUCAGAGAGUUGUCAUUAACCUCCCUUACUCCCUUUUCCUGGCUCCGCUUAACCUGUGGUAGCAAAUAGGGUGCCAGGGGGCCUGUUUCUUUGUCCAAACAGCCGCUAAAUGCCAGUAUUGCCUCCAAAAACUAUUGAGAGCAAAACCCUCAAGUAUUGCUAACAAGAACUGUUGACGUGUCAAACCGAAAACUCCUGUGUCCAUUGUAAAAGGGUAAUUGUCGAUGCAAUAUGCACAUAUAAAAUUAUUGGAUAAGUUAUAAUGUAACAGUUUACUCAUCAAUAAAGAAAUUUAAACCCA
Messenger RNA from Tachyglossus aculeatus (Australian echidna), 5518 nucleotides. RefSeq names its product calnexin (gene CANX). The transcript has 15 exons. NCBI's taxonomy places the organism in Eukaryota, Metazoa, Chordata, Mammalia, Monotremata, Tachyglossidae. Gene Ontology annotation, molecular function: calcium ion binding. Gene Ontology annotation, biological process: protein folding. The record is from RefSeq and is a predicted model, not a curated record. Bases 53 to 1864 code for a protein of 603 amino acids. Gene Ontology annotation, cellular component: endoplasmic reticulum membrane; endoplasmic reticulum.